UUCACUUUAAAUCCUUUGAUCACUAAGACCAUGUUCACCUGUCUCUGGAGUGCAGCUUCCUGGAUUCCCCUCCUGGUUAGAGUAGCAGGAUUACAUAAGUCUCUUUUUAAACUUUAACUUAAUAAACUGUGCAGAGGAGAAGAAAGAGACAUGGCGCUGUGUGUUGACAGAGCACGUUUCCUCCUCAGAUACAGAAGUGACUUUCAACGAGCCAUGACAGCGACUCGGCCGUACUGCAGCUCUUCUGAGGCGUCAGGCAGGCAGCGUGUUAACGGAGUGGAUCUGUACUACGAGCAGACAGGCGGAGGGAAACACGCUCUGCUUCUGCUUCCUGGUGCUCUCGGAAGCACUCGGACUGAUUUUGGCCCUCAGCUGAAGUCUCUGAACAAGGAACGCUUCACUGUGAUUGGCUGGGAUCCUCGUGGUUAUGGACGGUCCCGCCCCCCAGACAGAGACUUCCCUCUGGACUUCUUCGAGAGGGAUGCAAAGGAUGCAGUGGAUCUGAUGAAGGCAUUGGGCUUUGGAAAGUUCUCUCUGCUUGGCUGGAGUGACGGAGGGAUCACAGCUCUGAUCGCAGCAGCGAGGUACCCUGACCUGAUCAACAGGAUGGUCGUUUGGGGAGCGAAUGCCUUCGUCACCCAGCACGACCUCCAGCUUUACGAGGGGAUCCGUGAUGUCUUCAAGUGGAGUGCGAGGAUGAGGCAGCCCUUGGAGGAGGUGUACGGAGUGGAAACAUUCGCUAAAAACUGGGGGGCGUGGGUGGAUGGAUUUGCGCAGUUUUCAAAGAGACCAGAAGGGAGUAUCUGCAUUGAGCAGCUUCCUCUAAUCCGCUGUCCGACCCUCAUCGUCCAAGGAGAGAAAGACCCCAUAGUGCCAAACUCUCAUGCACAUUUCCUCUCUAAGCACAUCAAAGGAUCACGAUUACACCUGAUGCCAGAAGGUAAACACAACCUGCACCUGAGAUAUGCCGAUGAAUUCAACAAACUGGCCGAAGACUUCCUGGAAGACGGAGCGACGAAUUAACGCUGUGAAAUAAAGAACCGAUCGUUUUGUAGAGAAAGAACCAGGUGACCAGUCGUCGCUUGGAAAUGAUCACACUAAGAGAAGAAAUGCUUUCAGUAAUUUAAAUUCUAUUUCCAUCAUGCUCACAUGUAUAAUGUGAAACAUUUUCAUUGCUUUCUAUAAGAUGUUUUUUUCCUACAAAUAAAUUUGUAUAAAGCGA
This is a messenger RNA of Labrus mixtus (cuckoo wrasse), 1222 nucleotides long. It is a transcript of the gene bphl, whose product is annotated as biphenyl hydrolase like. The transcript is spliced from 7 exons. Bases 151 to 1023 code for a protein of 290 amino acids. Lineage: Eukaryota; Metazoa; Chordata; Actinopteri; Labriformes; Labridae. The record is from RefSeq and is a predicted model, not a curated record.